Molecule: messenger RNA, 2897 nt
Organism: Gekko japonicus
Lineage: Eukaryota; Metazoa; Chordata; Lepidosauria; Squamata; Gekkonidae
Gene: CDH22
Product: cadherin 22
Exons: 10
Coding region: 1-2568 (855 amino acids)
Biological process (GO): homophilic cell-cell adhesion; cell morphogenesis; cell-cell junction assembly
Cellular component (GO): adherens junction; plasma membrane; catenin complex
Molecular function (GO): cadherin binding; calcium ion binding
Source: RefSeq, a predicted model, not a curated record
AUGGCGUGUGACUGCUUGCCCCGGAUUCUGCUGCUGCUGCUGCUGCUCUGGGCACUGGGCCGCCUGGCCGUCCUCUCGAUGCACAUGGAGCCGGGGGGCCCCGGCCUGGAGCCGUCCGGAGACGAUGGACUUCUGCCGCCAGGCAGUGGGCGCGUGAAGCGUGGAUGGGUCUGGAACCAGUUCUUUGUGGUGGAGGAGUACACGGGCACGGAACCACUGUACGUUGGGAAGAUCCACUCGGACUCCGACGAAGGGGACGGCUCCAUCAAGUACACCAUCUCCGGGGAAGGGGCCGGCACCAUUUUCCUGAUCGACGAGCUGACGGGGGACAUUCAUGCCACGGAGCGCCUGGACCGGGAGCAGAAGACCUUCUACACGCUCCGGGCCCAGGCGCGGGACCGCCAGACCAACCAGCUGCUGGAGCCCGAGUCGGAGUUCGUCAUCAAGGUCCAGGACGUCAACGACAGCGAGCCCCGCUUCCUGGGCGGGCCCUACAUUGGGAGCGUGGCCGAACUCUCCCCCAUUGGCACAUCUGUCAUGCAAGUGAUGGCCUCCGACGCGGACGACCCCACCUACGGAAGCAGCGCCCGGGUGGUCUACAGUGUGCUGGAGGGGGAACGGCACUUCACCGUGGACAGCCAGACAGGUGUGAUCCAGACUGCCGUGGCCAACCUGGACCGCGAGACCCAGGACCGGUACGAGGUGGUCAUCCGGGCCACAGACAUGGCGGGGCAACUGGGGGGCCUGUCCGGCUCCACCACCGUGACCAUCGUCAUCACAGACGUGAACGACAACCCUCCCCGCUUCCCGCAGAAGAUGUACCAGUUCAGCAUUGCAGAGACGGCCCCGGUGGGCACCCUGGUGGGCCGGGUGAAGGCGGAGGACUCCGACGUGGGCGAGAACACGGACAUGACCUACCAGGUCAAGGACGAGGCGGGGCUGGGGGCCUUCCGGGUGACCACCGACGGCCACUCCCAGGAAGCCCUCCUCUCCCUGCAGAAGCCCCUGGACUUUGAAGCCCAGCCUGUGCACACGGUGGUGGUGGAGGCCCUGAACAAGUUCACGGACCCCCGCUUUGCAGACCUGGGCACUUUCCGGGACCAGGCCAUCGUGCGGGUGACAGUGCUGAACGUGGACGAGCCGCCGGAGUUCCAGCCCCCCCACGGCCCGAUGGAGGUGCCGGAGGACGCGCUGGUCGGCUCCGUGGUGGGGACGGUCACCGCCCUGGACCCCGAUGCCCCGGACAGCCCCAUCCGGUACGCCAUCGACCAGAGCUCCGACCUGGAGCACAUCUUCGACAUUGACCCUGAGAGGGGCACCAUCGUGACGGGCAAGCUGCUGGACCGAGAGACGGCCGGCUGGCACAACAUCACCGUCUUGGCCAUGGAGGCAGACAACCACGGGAAAGUGUCCAGAAUGUCCCUCCAGAUCCGCAUCCUGGAUGUGAACGACAAUCCGCCUGAGCUGGCCACCCCCUACGAGGCACCCGGAGCGGCGGGAGGGAGGGAGGGGGCGGGCGCUCCGGUGGUCGGAGACUCUUCUGCAUUGCGUGGCUCUGACGGCAGGCCGUGGCGGAUCUCCCCAGACCCUUCCCUGCACGGUCCCUGCCUCGGAUCCCCGUGGCCAGCCCCCUCGGGGGAGGGCUCUCGUCGAGAAAACCGGGAGUCGCUAGAUUGCCCGGGCCUGACCUCGUCAGACCUCGGGAGCCAAGUGGGCCUGGUGGAGCCAAGGUGGGCGCGGUGCCCUCGCGGUGCUUCACCCCGGUUCCCCAUCUCCUUUCUCGUCUCCCCAGACAACACCGCUGCGGUGCGGACCCAGCGCCCGGGCUUCAACCGGCAGGAGCAGGACCUCUUCUUGCUGCCCAUUCUAGUGGUGGACAGCGCCCCCCCGGCCCUGAGCAGCACGGGGACCCUCACCAUCCGCGUCUGCGGCUGCGACAGCUCCGGGGCCAUCCAGUCCUGCAACGCCACGGCCUACGCCCUCUCCGCCUCCCUCAGCCCCGGCGCCCUCAUCGCCUUGCUGGUCUGUGUCCUCAUCCUGGUGGUGCUGGUGCUCCUGAUCCUGACGCUGAAGCGCCACCAGAAGGGCCACCUGGCCUCCGAGGAGGACGAGGACAUGCGGGACAACGUCAUCAAGUACAACGACGAGGGGGGCGGCGAGCAGGACACGGAAGCCUACGACAUGUCGGCCCUGCGCAGCCUCUACGACUUCAGCGAGGCGAAAGGGGGCGGCGGCGGCGGGGAGGGGCCCCCCGGCCUCCCCUCGGAACUGCGCUCCCUGCCCCAGUGGGGCCAGGCCCCCGACCUGGACUUCUCCCUCUUCAGAGACUACAUCAGCCGGAAGGUGGGGCUGGCGGACGAGGACCCCUCCGUGCCCCCCUACGACUCCUUCCAGACCUACGCCUUUGAGGGGGCCGACUCCCCCCUCACCUCCUUCAGCUCCAUCCACUCCCGCUCCACCGGCUCCGAGCAGGACUUCUCCUAUCUCAGCAGCUGGGGGCCCCGAUUCCGCCAGCUGGCCGCGCUGUACGCCGGGCGCCGUGGCGAGGAGGACGCGGCAGAGUCCUAGCCCCCGGCCGGCCGAGAGCCCAGAAGGACCGUGGCCUUGGUGGGGCCACCGCGCGGGCGUGCUGACGGGCAGCUGCGGGGGAGCCGGGCCGGGGCUUGGCACCAGAGCCAACCGAACCAGGCGCAGGAGGCAGAGCCGGUGGGAACCUCCUCCGUGCCCGUCUCCACCAUGAAGCCACCCCGGGCACCACUGUGGGGAAAGGGAGAGAGAGACUCUGGUGCUGGCAAAUCAAAUAACCCUGUCAAUGGAUCUGCCCGAGGAGCGGAAGGGGGCCUGCCUUGCAGGGGGGAGGGGAGGCUUUUGCUUCCGACAUUGAUUCCGUCACUUUU